AGGCACUGAAAAAUUUCCUCUACUUCAACGAAUAUUACAUGAAAGAAGUUUUAUUAAUUUAACGAUGUAUUGGCAUGUUACUUGGAAGAUUCUCGUUCCAAAUUUAAAUUUCGAAAUAAACAAGAAAAAUGAUUAUUGUAGAUAUUCUAAAUUUGAAUUACUAUUAUUAAUACUAAUUUCCCGAAGGGCUGAACCGAAAUUUUACUGAUAACUGAAAUUUCUCCAUUUUUGCUUGAAACUGCAAGCUUCAUGGACUCCCUACAGAACGGGAGUACUGUUUUCUGAUGAAGCUAGUAUCUGUUGAGAGACGAUACCGACGCCGGCGUGUUCCAAAGACUGCGGGAAAUCUAUACGGAACUUUCAUAGAAAUCACUCAAUAUUGGCGGAAGGCCGGAGGCUCCGUUAUGUUUUUGCCAGCAAUUAAUUCAUCGGAGCGUAGAGCAGUGACUGCUCUUGAGGAAUAUUCCAUUUUUAAGGACGGUCAGAAGGUUUCAUGUGAUUGGGCAUGAGGUCACAUUCGUUGUGACGCUUUUACAUUUGUAAUUUUAUUUAAUUAAAAAAGAAAGAAAAUCUGUCUUUUAUGCCUGCCACUUCUUGUUUGGCCGUGUACAGCGUUUAAACUAUUCAUAAAAACAUGCCAGAAUUCACUUCACGCGUAUUGAUUUACAUUUUACACUAUUAUAAGUAGAGUACGUGUACGUCCGACAAACGAAAUUACUGAAAUCGACCUUACAACGUAAAUUUCCUAAGGUACCUAUUUUUUCGCAACAGAGAAUUAUGGGUCAAAUUGUAUUGAAUGAACUGCGAAUUUAUAUCUAUUUUAAUUUUUUUAUCGAAGAUGGUAGUUCAAGAAAAUUACGUUAGAUGUCGCUAAACAAACAGUGUUGAAAUAAUUCGUUUGCCGUUUUGAUGCCAUAAAAUAGUUUUUACAAUCGCAAUAUCAUGUAUUAUUAAAGAAGUAAUAAAACUAUAAAUUCCGUUACCUUAUGUCGAAAGAAACAAUAAUAACAAAUCGAAAUGUUUUUUAAAAUUUUUCUUUAUAACUUUUUAUCAGCUACAUGCUUUUGUGUUAAAGUGGACAUGCAAGCAAGUGUAAGUCUUGGUAAAGAUGUUAUACAGACAAUAAGUAAAUUUUUAGGGGAUGGCUUCCUUCCGUUUAAUUCCAGACGAUCCUUAACACCUAUGCAAGAGGACAAGAUCACAGAAAUGGUUAAAAUGUCGUUACUAUGCCGCGAUUUAGGCUUUUGUCAAGGUGAACUUCGAAAAUUUAUUGAUGAAUUUGUAAUAAUGCAAGCAAAAGGCAUUGAGAACAUACUUACCACAUUGUUACCUAAAAGUUUUAAUGGCGACAUCUAUGAUCAGCAGUUAAAACAUAUCUUAGGAAAAGUGAGAUUUAUUUUAAAAGAAGAAAGCGUAUCUGAAAAAGACGAAAUUAACAUUUGGUUUGAUAUUGUAAAGAAAAUAAGCGGUAAAUUUCAAGAAAUGGCACUGCAAUGCCUUGCACAAUUAAGUAACAGUGCGUAUGAUGUAGAUAAAUCAAUCUAUCAAAAAUUAAUCUUGGCAACUGUUAUUAUCGAAAUGAAGUACUUAUUAAAAUUAUGUGCUAUCCACAACAUUUGUGUUAAAACAUACGAGUGCACCACUAGUUUAAAUUCUUUAUUAGAUCAUUUAAAAACUAUGAAAGACGAAAAGGCCAGGCUUUUUAUCAAGUACGUCUACGAAGCAUUAUAUAAAACACAAUUUUAUAGUUCUUUAACCGAAACGACAGCUCAUGAAUUCCAAGUUAUUCUAAGUGACAUGGCAUAUUCAAGUAACGUACCAACUCAAGAAAUAUUAUCUGUGGUACACAAAAUAGUUGGAGCCCGCGUAAAGUUUGUCACAGAUAAUACAGACGACAAACUGUCUCUUGAUAGUCUAUUACUUCAUGAAAUUUUAUCAGACUUAGAUAAUAUUUAUAGUGGUAAAUCCAAUCCGUUUGCUGAGUUUUUAAAUCAAUUUUUUAUAUGGAUUUAUCGGGAUGACGACUUUAACCUAAGUAAGCAUAUACAGGAACUUUUGACAGAAAUUGGUAAGGACCUGUCAAACACGCCGAGAGAAUUAUUUGACAAGUUAUCGCGCGAAGUUAGAUUAUUUUUGGAGAUGACUGUUGACCCGGAAUAAAUAAAAUAAUAAUUAUAGAUAAGUACACGUAGUUAUUGCAUACUAAUUACAAAUGGCAGUCUUCAAUAUACAAUUUUAAAAUGUUAAUGUGCCUACAUUUUAUUUGUCUUUAUUUAAAACUUACUUUGAAUAAAAACUUCAUCUUUCAUUAAUAAAAUUUAAUUUGUUAGAGUACAUUGCAUACAAGAGAAAGUGCAGCUAGGAUUAUUAAAUGAAAACUACUUUACAGAAAAUUACCUCACCUCACUAUUCAACACGUAGUAAUUAAAAAAACUAAUUUCUAUUACCUAAAUACAAUAAUCUAUAUGGGAAAAGAACCAUUAGACUAUCUUAUUCCAAAUUUAAUAAACUCACUACCAGCUGCACUUCUUACUAAUAUUACAAGAAACAAUAUUAAAUUUAAAUUAAGAAGUUAUUACAUGAAUCAAACAAUUGUAAAUUAUGCAUAACAAACAUUAUACUAAUCAGACAGCAUCUUCAUUUAAUUCUUAUUCGAAUAUAGGAAUAGGUACACCUGUAUUCGAAUGAGAAUUCUCGUCAAG
Molecule: messenger RNA, 2702 nt
Organism: Pieris napi
Lineage: Eukaryota; Metazoa; Arthropoda; Insecta; Lepidoptera; Pieridae
Exons: 2
Coding region: 1018-2160 (380 amino acids)
Source: RefSeq, a predicted model, not a curated record